AAUCCGGUAACCCUCACAUCUCCCGCAGAAACCAUAUCAUUGGAAGGAAAGGAAGAAAAUGAUCAAGAAUCACUUACAACACUUCCUGAAGAGGAAAGACCUCAAGACCUCAACUCGGAUGCUCAGUCACGCGAUAGCACAUCAUCCGAAGCAUCGACUAAUUCAAAUGGUAAUAAAUUACCUCCAAAAG
This is a messenger RNA of Acaulospora morrowiae, 190 nucleotides long. The record is from the annotation of a GenBank genome assembly. NCBI's taxonomy places the organism in Eukaryota, Fungi, Glomeromycota, Glomeromycetes, Diversisporales, Acaulosporaceae.